AUGUAUUUCUAUUUACUUCACAUCGAUCAGAUUGGAAGCUCAAGCAUUCUUCUUCAUGGCAAAGUGAUUGGGAAUAUCGAAAGAUGUGCAUUGUUUGAUGCAAUUGACGGAAAGUUGGUAUCUUCUCAAGUCAGAGUGGAUGGCGUUCAUUCUCCUGUGUUCAUGAAGGCUGCUGAUGGUAGAGUAUCUGAACUUCAAGCAGACAUUGAGGCGUUUAUGAACAGAAUGGAUGUAAAGUAUGUGCUAGAGAAUGUGAAAAAGCAAAAUGCGUUUUAUGCCAAUUUAGAAAGACAUAUAGACUUGAUUAAGGUGGUUUGUGCAAGUAAAGUGUCUUUUGAUGGAUUUUUUUCUGAGUAUUCUGAUGCAAUAAUAACUGAAUUUAUGAAUCCGGUGGAGAACAUUAUUGUUUCGAGAGGCAUUCGUGGACCGUGUGUUCUUUGGAUAGAUGGAGUAAGGGUUUCUGGCGAUGGCUAUGUUGUUGAUUCUGCUGAAUGUGUUAGGUUUGUUUGCAAUUCAAAACUGCCUGAACUAACGAUUGCAGCAUUGGCUGUUAGGGCCAACAACCAUGGAAUAAAUGGAUACAGUUUGUUUAUGCGAGGAAAGACUUAUGAUGGGGUGGUUAGAUCUACAGAAGCUGAGUAUAUGGAGAGAGUGGAACGAAUUGGAUGUGUGGUGCAUGCCACGCCUAGUUCAUUGUUAAGCCAUCUUAAUGCAUUGAUUCGUAAGGAAAGUGUUGAUUGUAUUGUAUAUCACAAUCUCCAAGGAGCAAUUCGUAGGAAAUUAGAUAUAUUUGGAAGGAUCAGGUGUGAUGUCUUUGCUUUUGCAUCUGGAUGCAUGAAAGGUAAUGAUUAUUCGAUUGAUGAGUUAAUGCGAUCAUUGAGCAUGAAUGAUGGACAAAUGCAGAUGAUGAUGAAGGAAAAGCCAAUGAUGGAGGAAGGCUGGUUUGAAUGUUUGCAAUGGGAAUCCAAGGCGAUUGCACAGAUAUUUACGGGGAUGUAUGCACUACAGUUAUCGAAGGAGAUGAGUGAGAUAUCUGGAUACAUUAUGAACAGGGUGUUUAAGAAUAUGAGAGCAGAGAGAAUUGAGUAUACAUUACUGCAUGAGUUGUAUGCCAGAGGAUAUUUGUUUCCUCCAGUGAUGGCAAGAAAAGAAGUAAAGUAUACUGGAGGGCUUGUGCUAUCACCACAGAUUGGGUUUUAUGAAGAUAUUGUUCUUCUUCUCGACUUUAAUUCGUUGUAUCCAUCGAUUAUACAGGAGUUCAAUGUGUGUUUUUCAACGAUUGGAGCUGCGGAUCGAAGUGGAAGUGUGCAGAUGAGUGAAGAGCAGAUGAAGAUGCUUACUGAGUAUAGCAAGAGUUGUGAAGUUGGAAUUCUGCCACAGAUUCUUGAAGGGUUUGUGAAGCGAAGAAAGGCUGUUAAGGAGUUGAUGAGACAUGGAGCAUCACCUGAAGAAAUAAUGAUGUUAGAGGUUCGUCAGAAGGCAUUGAAACUGACGGCGAAUAGCAUGUAUGGAUGUCUAGGCUCGCAUGGGUCGCGGUUCUGCAACUACACUAUGGCAUGUUACAUAACGUUUAAAGGAAGAGAGCUUUUGAUGGAGUCUAAGAGAAUAGCUGAGGAGGAUUGCGGAAUGAAGAUUGUGUAUGGAGACACAGACUCUGUGAUGGUGUACUGUGGAAUACCAGGGAUGAAUGUGAACUAUGUAAAGGCAAUAGAAAAAGCCAGUGUAUUGAAAGAUGCAAUUAAUGGCAGGUACAGGAAUAUUGAGAUUGGAAUUGAGAAAGUAUUUAAGAAGCUUUUAUUGUACAAGAAGAAGAAAUAUGCAGGCCUGUGGAUGGAUGGGAGUGGAGGAAGUUUUAUUGAAUACAAGGGCCUGGAUCUUGUAAGAAGGGAUUUUUGCGGUGCUAGUAAGAAGAUCUGUAAGAAGGUGAUUGAGUUAUUGUUACUUGACUUUGAGGGUGAUGGAGUGCUGGAGAGUGUGUAUGGAGAUGAGAAGGAUAUGCGGUUAUCUGUUAAUGGAGGAAUGAUUAUGAAUGAUGGAAAUGCAAGAAUCAGAGAGAUGGUUUAUGAAGAAUUGAAGAAGCUUGUUGAUGAUUUACAAAAUCUUCCCCGUGAUGAAUAUGUGAUAUACAAUACAUUGUCUAAAGCGCCUGAGGAUUAUGGUGCAUCUAAUGCGCUCCCACAUGUUUCACUAGCAUUGAGAUUGAAGGAGGAAGGAAUGAAGUUUGAUCAAGGCGAUGUUGUUUGUUAUGUGAUGGGAAAGGCAGUAGGGAAUGAGAGUAUGGCUAAGAAGGCAUAUAAUUUGAGCGAGUGUGUAGAAAUAGAUUAUGAAUAUUACAUAUCAAGCCAGAUUCUUCCAGCAGUCUUACGAAUAUUGAAUGUAGUAAAGGGAUUCCACGCGGACAAGAUCAACGGGAUAUUUGGAGUGGAAAGUACCGAAAGAGUUGAACCUGGACGAAAUGUGAGUUUUCUAACCCCUUGCUGUGAAACAAGCCAGAAUGCAUUGCCUGUUUGUUUGACAUGCUCAAAGCCGAUUUCAGAAGCUUUUUAUGUGUGUAAGGUAAUUGAGAUGCUCAGGAAGGAGGUUAGUGCAAUGUAUAAUGCAUUACCUAAAUGUGGAGGAUGUGGAGUGCUGUGCCAUAUGUAUAUUUUGAACUGUUUUCAUUGUGGAUAUGAAUUAGAUGUAGCAGCAAGUAAUCAAGAAUUUGAUGUGUUUCUGAGUGGUUUAGAAUCUGCAUGUGAGAGUUUGGGAAGUAAAGAGAUGUCGUUGCUGAUAAGAAAGCAUACUAAAGUGUCUGGAUAUAGAAGAAUCGAUCUGAGGAGAUACUUUGAAAAGGAGAUCAGUAGAUAUGAAAGCAAGUGA
Molecule: messenger RNA, 2859 nt
Organism: Ordospora colligata OC4
Lineage: Eukaryota; Fungi; Microsporidia; Ordosporidae
Product: type-B DNA-directed DNA polymerase
Exons: 1
Coding region: 1-2859 (952 amino acids)
Biological process (GO): lagging strand elongation; leading strand elongation; mitotic DNA replication initiation
Cellular component (GO): alpha DNA polymerase:primase complex
Molecular function (GO): purine nucleotide binding; DNA replication origin binding; single-stranded DNA binding
Source: RefSeq, a predicted model, not a curated record